CCGGCUGUCUUUUCACCACCUCCCUCCCAUCUCGCGCAUUUUUGCUGCCACCAUCAUGUCUGCUGACUGGGGCUCUUUUUUUCAUGUUUCAGGUAACCGUUCAUCACACGAUGAGCCCAAAGCUGAGCCCGUGAGCGGGGACGACGAGAUCGUCGAGCCCGACCAGGGAAAUGUCCUUUCCCACAUUAUCUCUCAGCUCCGACCGGGAGCUGAUCUGAGUCGGGUCGUCCUGCCCACCUUUAUUCUGGAACCGCGAUCUAUGCUCGAGCGCAUCACCAACUUCAUGGCGCAUCCGGAAACUUUGCUUCCUAUGCCCACCAUAGAUGACCCCUUAGAACGAUUCGUUUCCGUCGUCAAGUUCUAUCUGAGCGGAUGGCACAUCAAACCUCCAGGAGUGAAGAAGCCGUUGAACCCUAUCCUCGGAGAGACUUAUACCUGUUACUGGGACUACCCUGAUGGCACCCGUGGGUACUAUAUCGCCGAGCAGACCUCCCACCACCCGCCCAAAUCGAGCUAUUUCUUCAUGGCACCCGAGCACAACAUCCGGAUAGAUGGCACCUUGAAACCCCGCAGUAAAUUCCUCGGAAACUCAGCCGCUAGUAUGAUGGAGGGCAUUGCUAUCCUGCGGUUCUUGAACCGCGGACAGGACAAGGAGAAGGGCGAAAGAUACAUCUUGACGCAACCGAAUAUGUACGCCCGCGGUAUUCUUUUCGGAAAGAUGAAAUACGAACUUGGCGACCACAGCUACGUGCGGUGCCCAGAGAACAACCUCGUUGCCGACAUCGAAUUCAAGACAAAGGGCUACUUUUCUGGUACUUAUAACGCUAUCGGUGGCACAAUCAAGAACGAAAAGACCGGCGAGGUAUACUAUGAACUGUCCGGUCUCUGGAACGGCGAGAUGCACAUCAAGGACGUUCACACACACAAGAAGGAUUUGCUCUUCAACGCUACGCAUGCGAAGCAUACCCCUCCGUUGACCAGACCUAUUGAACAGCAGGGCGAGCGCGAGUCGCAGCGACUGUGGCAAAACACCGUGAAGGCUAUCAUUGCCAGGAACCACGAGGCGGCUACGGACGAAAAGACCAAGAUCGAGGACCGCCAACGAGAAGAGGCAGCGAAGCGUGUCGAUGAUGGCGUUGAGUGGCACCCCCGGCUGUUCCGACGGGUGCAGGGCGGGCCCCACGGCCAAGAUGAGGGAGAGGAGGACCUAGACUGGAUUAUCAAUGCACAUGUCGACUCGCAUAACCCUGAGGUGGCAGCGAAACAGAUUCUGGCCAUUGCCCCGAUUCUCGAAGGUCAGACAGAGCCCACCCAGUUCCAGAUUCCCGCACACAAGGGUAAGGAGUCUGCUGCGACAGCCGAUCCAGCCAACGGCGCUGACCCCGCUCAGAGCGAGCCUAAGAAAGAAGCAGAAGAAGCCGUCGAACGCAAGGACUCGCGGACAUCAGAUGUCGAUGCCUACGUUGAUGCCAAGGAGAAAUAGGUGUAACUGACUCACUGGAUGGCUCCAGUUGAUGACGGCAUGUCGUUGACCAAACUGGAUAUCCGGAGGGCAAGUGACCUAUUAGUGGGGCACAACUUAGAAGAGCGAAAACCAUGAAACUUCAAAGAACCGAAAAGCAAGGAAAUGGUAGGUCGAGCCGUCAUUCAGAUCAACUUAAUUGACCUGCUCGAUGAUUCCAACGCGAGAAACAAGGGAAAGAGUCCGGCCAACCACAACAUUCAACACAUAACUCAACAUACCCACCAUUUCCAUCAGAUCAUUAUACUGGAUACCCGAUUGAUUUAAUAUGCAGAGACAAUGCGACAAAAGUUGAAAAAAGACGGACAGGAGAAGGCCUGAAGACGGACCGGAGCACGGGUGAUGGGCAAUUCUUGCUUACUAUAUGUGGAUACAUAUCAUCAUCUGGGAUACCAUGACGUGGAUGGGCAUUGAUACAGCUAGCGUAUAGGUGACUCAUUCUUUAGCAUUAAUAUAGACUAUGGUUGCGGAUAAUGCAUAAUUUUGACUUGAUGUAG
Messenger RNA from Aspergillus welwitschiae, 2019 nucleotides. RefSeq names its product OSBP family protein. The transcript has 7 exons. Bases 56 to 1483 code for a protein of 475 amino acids. Gene Ontology annotation, molecular function: sterol binding. Gene Ontology annotation, cellular component: membrane; cortical endoplasmic reticulum; intracellular membrane-bounded organelle. The record is from RefSeq and is a predicted model, not a curated record. Lineage: Eukaryota; Fungi; Ascomycota; Eurotiomycetes; Eurotiales; Aspergillaceae.